ACCGUGGGGCCCACUCCAAGCUGAAGGCUCUGCAACAGGAUAAAAGAAGGCAAAUCAAAGGUUGCCUGCUCAGUGGAUGUUCCAUCCUCACAGCAAACGGUAGCGCAGGCAAUCAGCAAAGAGAUAAGCCAAACAGCAGCAACUGAGCAAAAGAAAAACAGAGCGGAAUUUGCCGCCUUGAGAAAAUGCUUGGAAUCUGUUGUUAGACACGAAAAGAUAACCGAGUGCUCUGCUGACAAGUGCGUCAAUUGCGGCAAGUGAUUUAUUAAGUUGAAAUUGAAAACUGCGAUUGAAAGCCAUCCAAAGAUGCGACGGAGAGGCAAGGAGAACAGGCGACUGCUGGUGCUGCCGCUGGCGCUGCUGCUGCUACAAUUAAUCUGUAAUUGCCGCGAGUCGGAGGCUCUGCCAGACAUCAUCAAGAUUGGUGGGCUCUUCCAUCCCUCGGAUGACCAUCAGGAGCUUGCCUUCCGCCAGGCCGUGGACCGCAUCAAUGCCGACCGCUCCAUUCUGCCGCGCUCCAAGCUGGUGGCCCAGAUCGAGCGCAUCUCCCCCUUCGACAGCUUCCAUGCCGGCAAACGGGUUUGCGGUUUAUUGAACAUUGGUGUCGCUGCCAUAUUCGGACCACAAUCCUCGCAUACCGCCAGCCAUGUACAGAGUAUUUGUGACAACAUGGAAAUACCACAUUUGGAGAAUCGCUGGGACUACCGACUGAGGCGUGAGAGUUGCCUGGUGAACCUUUAUCCGCAUCCAAAUACGCUCUCAAAGGCUUAUGUGGAUAUUGUACGGCAUUGGGGCUGGAAGACGUUCACCAUAAUCUAUGAGAACAAUGACGGCAUCGUGCGACUGCAGGAGCUGCUCAAGGCACACGGCAUGACACCGUUUCCCAUCACAGUGCGCCAGCUAAGCGACAGCGGGGAUUACCGGCCCCUGCUGAAGCAAAUCAAGAACUCAGCUGAGGCCCACAUUGUCCUGGAUUGUUCCACGGAGCGCAUUCACGAGGUACUCAAGCAGGCACAGCAGAUUGGAAUGAUGAGCGACUACCAUAGCUAUUUGGUCACGUCCCUGGACCUGCACACCGUCAACCUGGAUGAGUUUCGCUAUGGUGGCACGAACAUUACCGGCUUUCGGCUGAUCAACGACAAGAUCGUCUCGGAUGUGGUGCGCCAGUGGAGCAUCGAUGAGAAGGGAUUGCUGCGUUCGGCCAACCUGACCACAGUGCGCUCGGAGACGGCACUGAUGUACGAUGCUGUGCAUCUGUUUGCCAAGGCGCUGCACGAUCUGGACACCUCGCAGCAGAUCGACAUUCAUCCGAUCAGCUGCGACGGGCAGAGCACCUGGCAGCACGGCUUCAGCCUGAUCAACUACAUGAAGAUUGUGGAGAUGAAGGGCCUCACGAAUGUGAUCAAGUUCGAUCAUCAGGGCUUCCGCACCGACUUUAUGCUGGACAUUGUGGAGCUGACACCAGCGGGCAUAAGGAAGAUUGGCACCUGGAACUCCACCCUGCCCGAUGGCAUCAACUUUACGCGCACUUUCAGCCAAAAGCAGCAGGAAAUUGAAGCGAAUUUGAAGAAUAAAACUCUGGUGGUGACCACUAUACUGAGCAAUCCUUAUUGCAUGCGCAAGGAGUCAGCGGUGCCGCUCAGUGGCAACGAUCAGUUCGAGGGCUAUGCUGUGGAUCUCAUCCAUGAGAUAUCCAAGUCUCUAGGCUUCAACUAUAAAAUCCAACUGGUGCCCGAUGGCAGCUAUGGCAGCUUGAAUAAGUUAACGGGCGAAUGGAAUGGCAUGAUACGGGACCUGCUGGAGCAGCGUGCUGAUCUGGCCAUAGCGGAUCUCACCAUCACCUUUGAGCGGGAACAAGCUGUAGACUUCACCACACCCUUCAUGAACCUGGGCGUAUCCAUCCUCUAUCGCAAACCCAUUAAGCAGCCGCCCAACUUGUUCUCCUUCCUGUCGCCCCUGUCGCUGGAUGUUUGGAUCUACAUGGCAACUGCUUAUUUGGGUGUCUCCGUGCUGCUCUUUAUACUGGCCAAAUUCACACCCUACGAGUGGCCCGCGUACACCGAUGCACAUGGCGAAAAGGUGGAGAGUCAGUUCACGCUGCUCAACUGCAUGUGGUUUGCCAUUGGAUCGCUGAUGCAACAAGGCUGCGAUUUUCUGCCCAAGGCUCUAUCGACUCGCAUGGUGGCUGGCAUUUGGUGGUUCUUCACGCUGAUUAUGAUCUCCUCGUACACUGCCAAUCUGGCUGCCUUUCUGACUGUCGAACGCAUGGACUCGCCCAUCGAGAGUGCCGAGGAUUUGGCCAAGCAAACGAGAAUCAAAUAUGGAGCACUCAAGGGCGGCAGCACAGCGGCUUUCUUUCGAGACUCUAAAAUCUCCACAUAUCAGCGCAUGUGGUCGUUCAUGGAAUCAGCUCGUCCCUCCGUAUUUACAGCCAGCAAUGGCGAAGGCGUCGAGCGUGUGGCCAAGGGCAAAGGUUCCUAUGCUUUCCUGAUGGAGUCGACCUCCAUUGAAUAUGUGACCGAACGCAACUGCGAACUGACGCAAGUCGGCGGCAUGUUGGACACCAAAAGCUAUGGCAUUGCCACACCACCAAAUUCACCUUAUCGCACUGCCAUCAAUAGUGUCAUAUUGAAGCUGCAGGAAGAGGGAAAGUUGCACAUACUGAAAACCAAAUGGUGGAAGGAGAAGCGCGGCGGUGGCAAGUGCCGCGUGGAAACCUCCAAGUCAUCAUCGGCGGCCAACGAACUGGGACUGGCCAAUGUGGGCGGUGUCUUUGUGGUGCUAAUGGGCGGCAUGGGCGUGGCCUGUGUCAUAGCUGUCUGUGAGUUUGUCUGGAAGUCACGCAAGGUCGCCGUCGAGGAGCGUCUCAGCGCAAUACUCAAUGAAUGAGAAAAGUCAUAAACCCGGGAUGAAUGGGUUUGAAGUUGGAGUAAGAUCAAAUAUGAGGUGGUAAUGGUAAUGGAACUUCAAUCAAAAAUGCAAGUAAAAGCGGCAUAAAAUAGAGAUCACGAAAGAAAAUAGAUCCAAAAUGCUGUCGCUAUCCCACGCAGUCGUAGUACUUAGAUAUUCGAUAUUCAAUAUUUUUGGGAUUACAUAUACACAUGUGUCUGUAUGCGAGUGUGCAAAAGAGAGG
Molecule: messenger RNA, 3133 nt
Organism: Drosophila subobscura
Lineage: Eukaryota; Metazoa; Arthropoda; Insecta; Diptera; Drosophilidae
Gene: KaiR1D
Product: glutamate receptor ionotropic, kainate 2
Exons: 13
Coding region: 307-2889 (860 amino acids)
Biological process (GO): synaptic transmission, glutamatergic; modulation of chemical synaptic transmission; monoatomic ion transport
Cellular component (GO): postsynaptic membrane; plasma membrane
Molecular function (GO): transmitter-gated monoatomic ion channel activity involved in regulation of postsynaptic membrane potential; glutamate-gated receptor activity
Source: RefSeq, a predicted model, not a curated record